Molecule: messenger RNA, 5611 nt
Organism: Heteronotia binoei (common prickly gecko)
Lineage: Eukaryota; Metazoa; Chordata; Lepidosauria; Squamata; Gekkonidae
Gene: PCDH9
Product: protocadherin 9
Exons: 5
Coding region: 116-3862 (1248 amino acids)
Biological process (GO): homophilic cell-cell adhesion
Cellular component (GO): plasma membrane
Molecular function (GO): calcium ion binding
Source: RefSeq, a predicted model, not a curated record
GUCUGGAAAGAAGAGCGCCGAUGGGAUGCAUCCUGUGAUUCUCCCCUUGUCGACCGUCCGACUGUCCUUUGUGGAACCCUUGCGAUCCUAAGACGAGAAGGAACUACACUUUAUCAUGGACCUGAGGGAUUUUUACCUGCUGGCUGCCCUGAUUGCCUGUCUCAGGCUGGAUUCUGCCGUAGCUCAAGAACUUAUUUACACCAUUCGAGAGGAGCUGCCCGAAAACGUACCCAUUGGGAACAUACCAAAGGAUUUGAACAUCUCUCACAUCAGUUCUGCCACGGGGACCAGUACCAGUCUCGUCUACCGACUGGUGUCCAAAGCGGGGGAUGCCCCUUUGGUCAAAGUGUCCAGCACGACAGGGGAGAUCUUUACCACCUCGAAUCGAAUUGACAGAGAGCGGCUCUGUGCUGGAGCAGCAUAUGCGGAAGAGAACGAGUGCUUCUUUGAGCUGGAGGUGGUGAUUCUCCCCAAUGACUUUUUCCGGUUGAUCAAGAUCAAAAUCAUUGUGAAGGAUACCAAUGACAAUGCCCCCAUGUUCCCAUCGCCUGUCAUCAAUAUCUCCAUCCCCGAAAACACCCUGAUCAAUAGCCGCUUUCCCAUCCCCUCGGCUACGGAUCCCGAUACCGGCUUCAAUGGGGUGCAGCACUAUGAACUUUUGAACGGGCAGAGCGUCUUUGGGCUGGAUAUAGUGGAGACUCCGGAAGGGGAGAAGUGGCCACAACUGAUUGUGCAGCAGAACCUGGACAGGGAGCAGAAAGACACCUAUGUGAUGAAAAUCAAAGUGGAGGAUGGAGGAACCCCCCAGAAAUCCAGCACCGCUAUCCUCCAGGUCACAGUAAGUGAUGUGAAUGACAACAGGCCAGUGUUUAAAGAGGGUCAGGUGGAAGUCCACAUCCCAGAGAAUGCCCCUGUAGGCACCUCAGUCAUCCAGCUUCAUGCUACAGAUGCAGAUGUAGGAAGCAAUGCAGAGAUCAGAUACAUCUUUGGUGCCCAGGUUGCUCCUGCGACUAAAAGACUCUUUGCUUUAAACAACACAACUGGACUGAUUACAGUUCAGAGGGCCUUAGAUCGCGAGGAGACUGCUAUUCACAAGGUGACAGUGUUGGCCAGCGAUGGUAGCUCCACCCCUGCUCGGGCAACUGUUACCAUCAACGUGACUGAUGUUAAUGAUAACCCCCCUAACAUAGACCUCAGGUACAUUAUAAGUCCCAUCAAUGGCACAGUGUACUUAUCUGAGAAAGACCCUGUCAAUACCAAGAUCGCUCUGAUUACGGUCUCAGAUAAGGACACUGACGUGAAUGGCAAAGUGAUCUGUUUCAUUGAGAGAGAGGUGCCAUUCCACUUGAAGGCUGUCUACGACAACCAGUACUUGUUAGAGACCUCUUCCUUGCUGGACUAUGAGGGCACCAAAGAAUUCAGCUUUAAAAUAGUUGCCUCUGAUUCCGGCAAGCCCAGUUUGAACCAGACGGCCCUGGUAAGAGUAAAGCUGGAGGAUGAAAAUGACAACCCUCCAAUUUUCAGCCAGCCCGUAAUUGAGCUGUCGGUUUCCGAAAACAAUCGCCGUGGUCUGUACUUAACCACUAUUAGUGCCACAGAUGAGGACAGUGGGAAAAAUGCAGACAUUGUGUAUCAGCUGGGCCCCAACGCUUCCUUUUUUGAUUUGGAUAGAAAGACUGGGGUUUUGACAGCCUCCCGGGUCUUUGACCGAGAAGAACAGGAGAGGUUCAUUUUCACUGUAACAGCCCGAGACAAUGGUACUCCACCCCUGCAGAGCCAAGCCGCUGUCAUAGUUACGGUGCUGGAUGAGAACGACAACAGUCCUAAAUUCACUCAUAAUCACUUUCAGUUCUUUGUGUCGGAGAACUUACCAAAGUACAGUACUGUAGGAGUGAUCACGGUCACGGACGCAGACGCAGGGGAGAAUAAGGCUGUUACCCUUUCCAUCCUGAAUGACAAUGAGAACUUUGUUUUGGAUCCUUAUUCUGGAGUUAUAAAGUCAAACGUGUCCUUUGAUCGAGAGCAGCAGAGUUCCUACACCUUUGAUGUCAAGGCCAUUGAUGGAGGGCAACCACCCCGCUCAUCAACCGCAAAGGUCACCAUCAAUGUCAUGGAUGUUAACGACAACAGCCCGGUAGUCAUCUACCCACCUUCUAACACUUCUUUUAAACUGGUGCCCCUCUCAGCUAUCCCUGGCUCUGUAGUCGCGGAAGUAUUUGCUGUUGACAUCGACACAGGGAUGAACGCUGAACUCAAAUACACCAUUGUCAGUGGAAACAACAAAGGUUUAUUUCGGAUUGAUCCGGUGACAGGGAAUAUUACCCUGGAAGAGAAGCCGACUCCUACUGAUGUGGGGCUGCAUCGGUUAGUAGUCAAUAUCAGUGACCUGGGUUAUCCUAAAUCCCUCCAUACCCUUGUGCUGGUGUUUUUGUAUGUCAAUGACACGGCUGGAAAUGCCUCUUAUAUUUACGACUUGAUUCGCAGGACUAUGGAAACCCCCUUGGAUAGGAACAUUGGGGACAGCAGCCAGCCGUACCAAAAUGAGGACUACCUUACCAUCAUGAUCGCCAUUGUGGCGGGCGCCAUGGUUGUCAUUGUAGUGAUCUUUGUUACUGUCCUGGUCCGCUGCCGCCACGCCUCCCGCUUCAAAGCGGCCCAGCGGAGCAAGCAAGGUGCCGAGUGGAUGUCCCCCAACCAGGAGAACAAGCAGAACAAGAAGAAGAAGCGGAAGAAAAGGAAGUCUCCCAAGAGUUCCCUGUUGAACUUUGUGACCAUUGAGGAAUCCAAACCGGAGGACGCGGUUCAUGAACCUAUCAACGGGACAAUUAGCCUUCCAGCUGAGCUGGAGGAGCAGAGUAUAGGAAGAUUUGACUGGGGCGCCGCUCCGCCCACCACCUUUAAACCGAGCAGUCCCGACCUUGCUAAGCAUUACAAAUCCGCCUCCCCGCAGUCCGCUUUCCAUCUUAAACCUGACACUCCCGUCUCGGUGAAAAAGCAUCACGUGAUUCAGGAGCUCCCUUUGGACAACACCUUUGUUGGGGGUUGUGACACCCUCUCCAAACGCUCUUCCACUAGUUCAGAUCACUUCAGUGCCUCAGAGUGCAGUUCCCAAGGAGGCUUCAAGGCAAAGGGCCCCUUGCACAGCAGACAGGGAGAACAAGACCAGGCAUUUGCAUCUACCCAAGAAGAUGCCACACCACUGGGGCAUUUUGUACAUGGCACUGCACUGAAUUUUGGAGAUAUGCCGAAGUACUUGUGGGAGAUUUGGGUACCUGACAAACCAUGGGUGUCCCAGCGCCGUGUUACAUUUCACCUCCCCGAUGGUUCGCAAGAAAGCUGCAGUGACAGUGGUCUAGGAGAUCAUGAGCCUGUGGGUAGUGGCACCCUGAUCUCACACCCUCUCCCUCUGGUUCAGCCGCAGGACGAAUUCUACGACCAGGCCUCACCGGACAAGAGGACCGAAGCCGAUGGCAACUCCGACCCCAACUCUGAUGGACCUCUUGGCCCUCGAGGAUUAGCUGAAGCAACGGAGAUGUGCACUCAAGAAUGUCUGGUUCUGGGUCAUUCAGACAACUGUUGGAUGCCUCCUGCUUUGGGUUCCUACCAGCAGCCCAAGUCUCCACUGUCCACCUUUGCCCCUCCGAAGGAAUGGGUUAAGAAAGACAAACUGGUGAAUGGACAUACAUUGACCAGGACCUGGAAAGAAGAUAGCAACAGAAACCAGUUCAGCGAUCGAAAGCAGUUUGGCUCAGGGGAAGGCCAUUUCAACCCCGGCCACAUGACUGACAUUCCUUUGGCCAACAUGAAGGCCUACAAGCCGGCCUCGGCUGCCAUGGAAAGUCCAAAGGAGAACCAGCUAUAAGGAAAGGCUUCUUUGGAACAGUGGACUUUAGCCUAGUUAGACUUGCUAAUACUGUGUGUGUGUGCGUGUGUGUCAAGAGCUUUAUGUACUGAGUAGACCUCUAGAACUAUGCGUCACAUAGCAGAGAUAUGCGUAACCUUGUGGUGGCUCCACUGAACUGCAACGCAAGAGAGCAUUUCUACUAGUUGUGUGCUUUUUGUUAAAUAGACAUAAUCAAACUCUUACAGAGAACCUCUCCAGUUUGCAAAUAUCUUAAUUUUUUUUUGUUUUCGCUUUGGUUUCCGGGGAGGGGACGAGGGACUUUGUUUGGGUUUUUCCUUUUCUUUUGUUUUUGACCCUGGACUGCUGCUGUGAACAGUCGAAGAUCUAUUUGGAGAGUAAGAGAGAGAAAAAGGUGGAUUGCAACUGUUUUUUUUUUAAGCAUAUCCAAUUAGAACAAAAAAAAAAAUGUGUUAUUGUUGCCAUUGAUCUAGUGCUGGGACUGCUAUACUUGACAUCCUUACCGAAACAAAGCAACUAAAAUUACAAACAUUAAACCUACUGUGCUAUUAACUCUGUUAGUGGACACUCGUUAAGUCAAUCAGUGUUCAAGUACUUGUAAAUAGGAUCAAUUAUUAUUACUAACUUUUGUGUACUUAUAACGUUCACCUAAAAAUUUACUGUAGCAUAAUUCUGUGUUUCACAGUUGCUUUUUUCCCCUUUCUUUCUUUCAUUUUGCUUCUUGUUGCUUUGGGUUUUUCCCCCCUCCUUUCUUUUGGUGAUGGUGUUUCUGUGUUGAUUGUCUGUCUGACACACAAUGUUCCCAGGAACUCAAAACACUUGUGUUAAAAAAAAAUUAAGGGGGAAAAGGAAGGAAAAAAAAUCUAUUAUUUUGCUAUUGUUCUUGUAAGCUUAAAACUAUAAACCAAUUCAAAAAAAAAAUUGACUUGAAGCAAGAGCACUGAAAUUUUAGCUGCUUUUAGGGUUUUUUUAAAUUAUUUUAUCUGCCAAAUAAAAGAGUGGGGAAGCAGGUGCCACUUAGGGUUCCCAACAAUGUUUAAGCAAAUUCUGUGAGAUUUUUUGGGGGGCAGUGCCUGGGGAAGGUCAAGUUUGGGGGAAAUGUGAUGUCACUUCUGGGUGACACUCUAGGAAUUUGCCUAAUCUCUAUAGUAAACGCCAUAGAAUCUUGGGGAAAAUUCCUAGAGUCUCACCAUGAAGACCAUUUUUUUUCUUUUGCUCCUCAGUCUCUCAAGGAUGGUAGAUUGGAGCUGACACAGGAAAUUCCCCGGUGCAGCCAGAUAAUUCAGAAGUCUAGCUCCAGCAGUGAUAACAGCUAUUUUACUAAGAAACUGUUAGCUGCCAUCACACUGGACAGUAAUACUCCAAAACAGCAGUAAGUGGAGGAUUAUAUGCCAAGGACACAAUUUGCUAGAAAGCUCUCCUGCACAAUCCCUCAUGGAAUGAAUCUGCUCAAGUGUCCACUCAGUUUAAUGAGGCUAACACAGGAGAUCUUUCUUAGUGCACUGCCCCCCAAUACCGAUGGUUAGUGAUUGCUCUUUUUCUUUUACAAUUGGGCCAAAUGUGUGUCUAUACCUAAGACAGUUUGUAUUGCUCAAAUGGCAGCGGUUGUGUUGAUCCUCAUCUGCAUCGAUGUUGUAGUAACACAAGUGUUUUUAGAUCAUAGCCACAAAAUAAAUAAUAUUUAAUGUGUUGUGCCUUCAUGAUGUAACCAAGCAUUCUCCUGGUAGGCUAGUUGGGGGAAAAACAAAA